Messenger RNA from Lasiosphaeria miniovina, 783 nucleotides. Its product is annotated as thioredoxin-like protein. Lineage: Eukaryota; Fungi; Ascomycota; Sordariomycetes; Sordariales; Lasiosphaeriaceae. The record is from RefSeq and is a predicted model, not a curated record. Bases 1 to 783 code for a protein of 260 amino acids. Gene Ontology annotation, molecular function: glutathione peroxidase activity; glutathione transferase activity. Gene Ontology annotation, cellular component: mitochondrion; peroxisome. Gene Ontology annotation, biological process: glutathione metabolic process. The transcript is spliced from 6 exons.
AUGGGUGGUCGAAUCGAAUGCUACCUUGACAUCACGUCCAUGUACAGCUAUCUGGGUUUUCUCGAACUGCUCAAAAACCGGGAGGCGCUUGCAUCACAUAAUGUCGAGAUCGAGUAUCACCCCGUGCUGCUCGGCGCCAUCAACGCAGAAUCAGGCAACGGCGGGGAUGCAGGAAACAAGCCGCCAUGGAUGCUGCCUGCAAAAGCGACGUACUUAGUCUAUGACAUGCAACGAUCGAUAGCUCGCUUUCCUGGUCUCGUGCUUCAGGCCCCAGAGGACCUGAUGGCCGUGUCCAUGACCGUCGCCCCGCUGCGAGCUCUCCACUUUAUCAAGCGCAAGUACCCCCGCAAGACGUUCGAAACUAGCCUGCACUACCUCUUCCACUGCUUCUGGACGCCGCCCAACGCGAAUCUGUGCCCCCCGGAAAACCUAGCCACAGCCCUGUCCGAGGUGCCUGCGGAUUUCGGCAGUAUUCCGGCAAGAGCCAGCAGCACAGCGGCGCCGCUUUUCAGCGCAGACGAGGUGCAGGCCAUCGUGGCAGCCACGUCGUCGCAAGAGGUCAAGGAGCAGCUCAAAGCAGCUACCAAAGAAGCUCUCGACCGAGGGGCAUUUGGCAACCCUUGGCUGUGGGUGACUAACAAUCGCACGGGCAAAGCCGAGCCCUUCUUCGGAAGCGAUAGAUUCCACUUCGUCUACAAGUUCCUGGAUCUCCCUUUCCAAGACGUUACCCUGCUGUCCUCUUCUCUGGAACAGGUGAGUACGGGGGAUAAGCCGAAGCUUUGA